CACUGACGGUACCUCCCUCCCUCCUCUGUUGACACACUUACGUUGCACACACAACCCAAGACUCUCACAGUCCGUCAAUUUGCAAAUCCCGUAUCCGUGUUAGAAUCCUCUAGAGACCACGAAAGAAGAGCGCCGGAGUAUCAGUAGUAGUUUCAGCGCGAGAAAGCAACAAAGGAUAUUACGGGCGUUCACAGUCAGUGACACGUACUUCGAACCUCAACGUCACCUUGCUCACAAUCCACUCGCCCAGACGUCUUUCCCGAGGAGUAUUAUCAUCUUUCCCAACAGGAACACCUACUGUGCUCACUGUCAAUACGUCGCGAACAUGAACACUGCGCAACACGAGAGUGUCCACGACAGCGACAGCCACAACGUCGUGGGCAUGUUGUGGGACGACGAUACCCGCCGUGGUGAUGGUCGCUCCUUCUGCGAGGAAGACGCCGCCGUGACGAGGAUUGCACGGAAGCACGGCCUCACUCCGAAUACCAGUACCCCCGCCACUCCUCGUGUGCGCGUACAACACGAUCCCAACAUUCCACCCAACGACGUGGCUUUAUUGGAGUCCCUGCCUCCCCAACUCCAUCCCGCCGUGUCCUUGGGCAUGCGACGAGUGUCGUCGGCCUACUGGUCCAUCCGAUCCACCAGCGGCCACAACGCUAGCAGCGGAAGCAUUAGUAGUGACAGUGACGCGAGUAACGCUCUCUCACAUGCGGCUUCCUUUGCGGAUCUGUGGUCGCUACGUGAUGCGUACGACACUUUAGAUCGUAACGAUGAAUUACCAACGGCGGAAACCUCACCCGCCGGAGUCCACUCGUCCGGUGCCGCUAUUGCGACGGAGACAAAACUUGGCGAAAUGGUCGACGAGGAAAUCCUACUCGACACUGUUGCGGCCGGGAUGAGUAUCGAGUCAGAGACCGAGCACGAUCAAGCAACAACCACGCCGUCGUACCCGAAAACGACUGCUCCUCCAGCCGAUGGCGGUCUUUUGUACCACGAUAUUCUUACACACGUUUUUACCUUUUUGGACGCUCGCGAUUUGGCCGCUUUCUCCGAAACGGCUCGGCGCCCCAAUUUUGAAACGUUCUACUUUCUACAACUUCAACUUCAACGCGCCUUGCUCGUCGGAGGAAGCCGCAAUCAUAACCACGUCGAUCCUUCCCAGACGACGACAGCAUCGGACGAUCCUUGCGACGAUGCCGAUAGCGAUACCGUGUCGGUAUGGAACGCACCCUUGGCUGGAGUAGGGUGCGUUACACGACUCGCGCAAGUCGACAGAGACGCCGCCGAACAAGUCGUGCAGACAUUUCUAUCUUCCAAUACCACUCUCCCACAUAUGCCCUUGUCGCAUUCACUCGUCUUUUUGCGUCACUUCCUCCUCCGUUCCCAACAUACUUCAUUUCCUCAUCGUACGCGAGCGAAAACUACGGCCAUCGACGCAGAACGCAGCAGCAACGCGGAUCGCAACGAGUCGGAGGAGGAUGCACAAGCCAUGCGGCGCCGUCGGCAACAACAAUCGCAGACGAUUGCAUCCGCCGCACUCUUUAUUACGUUUUUAGGGGGUGCCGCCAGUAUGAUGGGCGGUAGCGAUCUCAUGACUCCCGAUAAUCUUGCUACUCUCGCCAACAACACGGAACUCCUGUUUAAAGUCGGUGUCGUCGGAUCAUUGAUGGGCGCAGCGCAAAAAGGAUACGAACAAAAACGCAAACAUCAGAAAGAAAAGCUCGAUAGCAGCGAUGCCACUUCUGUUACCGCGGAUUCUCGUUCGGACGAGCGGGAGGAUCAGCUAGUGACCGAAUUGCAGCCUUUCUCUACGCAGGAAGACCGAUACUUCUUUCCUUCGUUUUCGCACAUGAUGCAAGCCGCUUAUCAACGCAUGGCGUCAUCAACGGGUGACUUGGACGAUUCGAAACAGCACGAUGAGCCACUGGUUGUACCGCAGACUCCCAAUCCAUACGAGCACUUGCCAGCAUCGGAAGGCAUCACUAAUUCGGUCGUCGCAACCAACCCCAACGAUACCAUGGAGGAUACUGGCGAGAACCCCACUAUCAGCAAAGAACCCGUCCGUAAAUCACCCACGGGUUGUGUCGGUGCGUAUUCAAAAGCUGUCCGAGGCGCCACGUCUCGGAUAGUAGCUAUGAUUUUGGAACGCCGACGUGAAAAAUUCAACAGACAAGUUGCCAUGGUCCGUGAAGAACUCGCUUCCACUCUCAUCGAUGCAUGCAGUAGCGACGAUCACCUCGACACCGUCAUUGAUUUGGUCCGACGCCGUGGUGUGGUGGACGUAGAAGGUUUUCACGUCGGUACGGACGGCACGGAAACCUGCGCGCUACACGCCGCUGCUUUUCACGGCAGUGCUGCCAUUGUCGAUUUUUUGUGCCGGGGUAUCGACGAGACUGACCCGAAUCUCGACGGUGGACUCUGUGACGUGAAUCUUCGCGACGCCAACGGCUGGACGGCGGCACACUUUGCAGCCGGUGCCAACGCGGCAAAUGUGAUACGAGUCUUGGCUGCACACGGAGCUGACUUGAAAAUUGAAGCUGCCAACGGCUAUACUCCUCUACAGUGGGCUCUGCGUUUGCAGAACGAGGGGGUCGCUGAAGUAUUGCGACAGAUGGUCGGAUCCGAACCCUCCUGGAUGAGUCGUCAACCGCUUACAGCCAUUGCCAGCCGAUUUUUUGCUUUGAUUCCGACACACUGAUGUCGGGAACUUCUUACAUAUAUUUAGCUGCAUUUAAAGGCAAUCCGAACACGGACUGAGAUAACUCUGGUGACAGAGAGAACGGAAGUACGGUCUCACGGCUUUCUUUCAGAGGAGGGAGCACGUGUUCAUACACGCACUCAUGUAUUGUCACUAUAUUGAAACUAGUAGAAGUAAAGUAGUCUUUUAUAUACUUUAU
This is a messenger RNA of Phaeodactylum tricornutum CCAP 1055/1, 2897 nucleotides long. RefSeq lists its product with no specific name. The coding region runs from base 326 to 2698 and encodes 790 amino acids. Gene Ontology annotation, molecular function: protein binding. The transcript has a single exon. Gene Ontology annotation, cellular component: nucleus; cytoplasm. The record is from RefSeq and is a predicted model, not a curated record. Lineage: Eukaryota; Bacillariophyta; Bacillariophyceae; Surirellales; Neidiaceae.